CGAUGCAAAUUCAUUCAUCAAUCAGGAUGUCUGUUCAAAUGAUUAUCGUCCCUCUAUUGUUUUCAAUAUGCAUAGCUACUUUAUCCUUAGGUUGUCAAGUGAAACAACACAUUGAGGGAGAAUCUUUUAUUUGUGUUUGUAAUGAGGAGCAUUGUGAUUCAAUCAGUACUGAACCUAAUUCCUUAGAUGAUCAUUUAACCAUAUUUCAAACUGAUAAAUCAUCUCAUCGUCUAGCAAAGAGUCUUAUCCAUGUAAAUGAUUUGAUAACCGAUUCUGGUGAAAUUGCUGAUAUUCAUGUAUUGAUCAAUGCAACGGAUCGUAAACAGCAAAUUAUUGGUUUUGGAGGAGCUUUCACAGAUGCAACUGGAAUCAACAUCAACAAAUUACCUGACAGUUUAGCUGACAAAUUGAUUGAAGACUAUUUUGGUCCAAAUGGAUUACAAUAUACAGUCUGUCGAGUUGUUAUUGGAGGCUCUGACUUCUCAGAUCGACCCUAUUCAUAUGAUGAUGUUGAAAACGAUUUUGAAUUGAAACACUUUUCCCUAGUCAACGAUGAUUAUCAGUACAAAAUAAAAUACAUUAGAAAAGCUUUGAAUUUGACUUCAGACCUGAAAUUAUUUGGUUCAUCUUGGUCACCACCUACAUGGCUGAAAACCAGUGGAAAGUUUAAUGGUCUUGGUAUAUUGAAAGAUGAACCAGGAAGCAUCUAUUGGAAAACUUAUGCCAAUUAUUUAGUGAAAUUUUUACAAGCCUAUGAAGCUCUUGGUAUCAAUUUUUGGGGAUUAACUCCUGAAAAUGAGCCUAAUGUUGGUCUUAACCCUGGAUGGAGAUGGAAUGCCUUAGGUUUCACUGGUAGCAUGAUGAGAGAUUUCAUCAAAAAAGAUUUAGGUCCAGCUCUAAAGGCAGCCGGUUAUGAUAAAGAGAAGCUGAAAAUGAUGAUAUACGAUGACAAUUUGUCUAACCUUAACUACUUUAUAAAUGGGAUAGUCAAUGAUCCUGAAGCUGCUCAAUAUGUCUCGGGUAUUGCCUAUCAUUGGUAUACACGAAAAUAUCAUGAGGCUCUGAGUGAAGCUCAUUAUGCUCAUCCUGAGUAUUUUUUACUGUCAACUGAAGCUUGUGAAGGAUUCAGAUCUACUGAGGCUCACUUGACAUUGGGAAACUGGACUCGAGCUGAAAAUAUUGCUGCUGAUGUGAUUGAGGGUCUCAACAAUUGGUCAAAUGGUUGGGUUGACUGGAAUCUUGUGCUUGAUGAAAAUGGUGGACCCAAUUGGGCUGGAAAUUGGGUUGACGCUUUUAUUUUCGUUAAUGACUCGGCACCAGAAUAUUACAAACAGCCAAUGUUUUAUGCAUUUGGACAUUUUAGUAAAUUCUUGAGACCUGGUUCUACUCGUGUUGGUCAUUCAAUUAGCGCAGGAAUGGUCGAUGAAAACGUAAAAAUAACAACAUUCUUGAGUCCAUCCAAUGACUUGAUCUUUACAUUACUAAACAGAAAUCAAAAGUCUAUCAAAUUGUCAAUUGCUGGUUUUGAUGAGAAACCAUUUCUUUUUACCUUUGAACCAAGAUCUAUUACAACGAUAAUAAAACCAUUGAAAUGAACUUA
Tetranychus urticae (two-spotted spider mite) is the source of this 1600-nucleotide messenger RNA. RefSeq names its product putative glucosylceramidase 4. The record is from RefSeq and is a predicted model, not a curated record. Gene Ontology annotation, molecular function: glucosylceramidase activity. Gene Ontology annotation, biological process: glucosylceramide catabolic process. NCBI's taxonomy places the organism in Eukaryota, Metazoa, Arthropoda, Arachnida, Trombidiformes, Tetranychidae.